This is a messenger RNA of Acanthisitta chloris (rifleman), 1091 nucleotides long. Its product is annotated as nucleolar protein 58-like. NCBI's taxonomy places the organism in Eukaryota, Metazoa, Chordata, Aves, Passeriformes, Acanthisittidae. The annotation marks the transcript as partial. The transcript has 7 exons. The record is from RefSeq and is a predicted model, not a curated record.
AUGCCAACACUCUGGUGAGCCCAACAGUGACAGGGAGAGCAGUGGAGCCCAUAUGCCAACACUCUGGUGAGCCCAACAGUGACAGGGAGAGCAGUGGAGCCCAUGAGUUAGAGGAGGAGAGGGCCUGGCUUGGUGUCUCUGAGCAGGAUCUGGACAAGCCCGAGCUGAGCAUGCCAGAGCCAGUGACACUCGGCGUGGACAAGAAAGCAGUGGAGAAGAAGAGGGUGGAGAAGGUGGGAGCCAAGGGCAGCUCUGCUGGGCCUCCAGUGCCCAAGAGCCUCCCCGUGCAGAGCAAGGUGGAGCCCCCCAGCAUGGAUCCCACGGAGGAGCCACUCCUCUGGGAAGGGCUCACCCUCAACAAGUGCAUCGUGGUGGCCUCUGUCGUCGCCCUGCUCAGCGUCACCUUCCAGGUGCUCCAAGAAGUGGUCACCCCCAAGGAGGAGGAGGUCCCAGAGGUGGUGACAGCCCAGCCUGCCCCAAUGGAAAGCAGUGUGCUGGAGGAUGGUGAUGGUGAUGAAGAUGAUGAUGAUGAUGAUGAAGAUGACGAUUACGUCGAUCCUGACCCCAACCUGGCAGAACCCUGGAUCUUCAAGAAGUGGUUUGGCCGCACGACAUCAAAGGACAAGGACAAGGACGGGGAUGAGGACAAGGAUGAGGAUGAGGACAAGGAUGAAGAACCCACUGAUGUCCCUGAGGUGGAGUGUGGAGUGCCAUCCAUGAGGAGAAGAAAAAAGAAGGAGAAGACCAGGGAGAGCCGUGCCGCCCACGCAGAGCGGAGCAGCCCAAGGGAAGCACGAGCCAAGGACAGGACACGGGGGGACAAGCCUGGCAGAGCCCCCAGGACUCCCAGGGAGCAGGACCAGCAGCCCCAGAAGAAGCGGGACCGGGAGAGGAAAGAGAGGAAGGACAGGAAGGAGAGCCGGCGGGAGCGGGAUGAGUCCAGGAGGGAGGGGUGGAAGGGCCGUCCCGGCAGGGCCGAGGGCGGCCGGGAUGGCCCGAAGAGGGACUGGAAGCAGCAGAAGGGCAGGAAGCCCUGGGAGCCAGCCCAGGGCAAGGAGGGCAGGCCCAGGGAGGGCAAGAGGCACGACUGA